Dentiscutata heterogama is the source of this 243-nucleotide messenger RNA. NCBI's taxonomy places the organism in Eukaryota, Fungi, Glomeromycota, Glomeromycetes, Diversisporales, Gigasporaceae. The record is from the annotation of a GenBank genome assembly.
GACAAUAUUUCACAGGACAAUGUUUUAGAAUCCAGCAUUGAACCAGGAGCAUCAAGUAGUCAUAGUGCAAUCACUGAAUGCCAUGCAGUUAUUGAGAGUAGAAAAGCCAAAUUAGCCUCAGAUUCAAAAAUAUUUGAAAUAUUAAUAAAAAUUAUUAAUGAUAAUAUCGAAAACGACAAGCUUUACGAAGCAUACAAGACUUUUAAGCAGCCUCUUGUUGGUGAAACCAAUACAUGCAAUGAA